Phragmites australis (common reed) is the source of this 2553-nucleotide messenger RNA. RefSeq lists its product as uncharacterized. Lineage: Eukaryota; Viridiplantae; Streptophyta; Magnoliopsida; Poales; Poaceae. Bases 1 to 2553 code for a protein of 850 amino acids. The record is from RefSeq and is a predicted model, not a curated record. The transcript has a single exon.
AUGGGGCAACCAUUGCAGCAGAGGCAGCGGCCAGGGGCGACGGUGUUGCAACGGGAGGUGCAGCAGGAUCCGCCACGUAAAACAGAGGAGGUGUUGAAGAGGCGCCAAGAUCCACUGCGCCAAGGAGACAAGGGUCAGCAAGAAGCUCUUGGCAAGAAGACGUGCGACACACACCCGACGGCGCAGGGGAAGGUGGCCGGGCAUCAGAUAUGCGCGGCGGAGCAGUCCGAGUUCGUGGAGGAGUAUCGCGUCGGCGACCCCGGCUACCGUCCGGCAAGGGGUCGCUGUGUUCUCUCCUGGACUAGGGGGAUGGAGCGCAACGAACGCUGGCUCGGGGAGCACGCGCUCCUCGCGUCGGUUCUCAUGGGCCGACCACCGGUUUCUCCUGGCGAACUACUGGAGGCCAUCGAGCACAGCACUGGCGUCCUCGCACGCGACGUCCGCGUGGAGGUGACACGCACGGAGGAUUUCCUCGUCUCCUUCCGCAACACAAGAGACAAGAACGCGGUGUUCAGGCGAUCGCACGAGCUCCUCUGCAACGAUGUGCCAAUCUCCUUCAAGCUCUGGAGCAGGCGGAGCUGGGCCACCAGUUCUGAACUGAUGUUCUUCACCAAGAUCGCCUUCGACGGCCUUCCAGUCCAUGCGUGGGAAGAGGAAGCGAUGCACAAGCUCGUCAACGUCCUUGGCGGCCGGCUGGUCGCGCUGGUGCCGGCAGACGACGCGCGGUGUUUGGAGGCUUUCGCGUGGUUCAAGGACCCUGCAGGCCUCCCGCACCGCUACGACGUUGAGAUCCCGGAGCGAGCGGGCGCAGCUGGCUCCUGGCGCGAGAGUUCUUCCUCGGCUCUGCCGCCGGCGCCAAGACGGGUGCCAACCCUCGUCUACCCCGUCAUCAUACAUGUGGAAGAAGUGAUCGACCCUACUCCGCUGCACAUCGCGCGCCGUCUGCAUGAUGACCACGACGGUGACGUCGUUCCACGUCGGAACGCGUUCUCGUGUUGGGUGGGGCGGUACGAUGGCUCUGGUCCAUGGGGGACGGAGCAAGGAGGGGGCCAUGUCUUCGGGGGCGCUAGCGGCUCGGCGGGGGGCUUGGACCGCCACUCGCACCGUUCUCUGCCCGGAGCUGAGGAUCGUGAGCAGGAAUCUCUUCAGGGAGGCGCUCGUGGUACAGUCGUGGAGACGGCCACCAGGGAGACUAGGUCCGGUUUCGCGGCGUCGGCGCAACCCGGCAAGCAGCCGGACGACCUGGCGUUGGUCCUUGCGACCCAGUUCCAUGGGGCAGCGACCUGGGAGGUGGGUUUGGCUUCAGCUAAGGCUGCCGACCGACCUGAGGAUCUGGCAUGCCAGGGGGCGGCGACCUCCAUGGCGCUGCCGGCGACGGAAACGGCCUGGGGGGGAGUUUGGUUUUCGCCGCAGGCAGCGACGGCGCGAACGACGACGUUGGCCGCAGAAUACGUUGAUGAUGCCAUGUUCCAAGAAGACCCGGUCGCGGGCCUUGACUUCCAGGAGCUCAGAACCAAACUCACCGGCGGUGAGCUCACCGAGGAAGAACAAGCGGGCGGGGGCGGCCGUGACGGCCGGGUGCGGGAGGGCGCCUUUGCGCCGGCCGAACGCCGCCUGACCCAGGAGUCCGUGGACGCGGUGCUGGUGGACCAACUGGAGUUCGCGCGGCCCGAGGUCGCCGCGACAUUAACUCGCCCUGCGACAGCCCCAGACCUCUGCAGGCCGGGUCUACCGCGUGAUGCGGUGGCAACAGUGGCAAAAAAGCUGCCCUUUGCGGAUCAGCCGCAGGAUUCGCGACCAACCGCCGAGGAGGAGAGAGCUGCGACCGCAUUGAAGGCAAAGGAGCACGCCGCGCCGGGAACAGUGCCCUCGGGAGCACUGGGCGGGAGCUCGGCUUCCAAAUCGCCAGCCGGUGGGCUCAUAGUCUACGGCCGAAGGCCAAAUAAGACGGUGCCUAAGCGCCCAUCUCGCGUGGAGGCCCAAGCAAAUGUUGACUCCCACGACCAGGCCUCGGAGACCGGCCCGGCUAGCUUCACGCUGGGUCUCACACAGGCAGAAGCCCACCAGAAUGCGACGAGCCAGGAGACAGUAGUUGAGGCGGCCCAACAACGGGCGCUGGUGACCCCAUCCACUCCGGCCCCCGAGAUCCAGGACUUCAUCCAAUCCAUCUCGCUGUCGCCACCAGCAUCUAUCCUAGGGCGACCACCGCCAGCGUCGAUGCUGGCGACCAGAUCCUGGCGCCGCAACACCAUUCCGGCCGAUUUCACCCCAUGGCGAAGUCCGCGAAUCUCGCUGCAAGGAAGCGGGGCUCACAAGCACGUCAUCUCCAAAGCUCAGAAGGUCAUUAUGAAGAAGUUGGGGAUUGUGGAGGAGGAAGAGGAGGCAGAACAGGAGGCGGUGCGGCGGUUCAUCGGCCUCUUCGACCAUCCGCUAUCUCCGCAGCACUUGGAGGCGAUGGCCAGCCUGCUCGAUGUCGACAUCUCCCCGCGCGCCCAGCAGUUGCCAGAGGAGCUAGCUCGUGCAGCAGCGGCACCAAUUGCUUCGCCAGCCUGA